UUGGAGAGUCAAGCCACAUAUCAUACCUCCUCCUGAAUACACCUGUUGUAUUCGGCGCACGUGACAAACUUUGAUUUGAGAAAUCCAAACGUUCCCAGGAGGAGGUAUGAUAUGUGGUUUGAAUCUCCAAUGUAUUUCUCUCACUACUACAAUGUUUUCACUCCAUUCAUUCAAUAUGGAGAUACAUUUACAGCACCAGUCAAACGUUUGGACACCUACUCAUUCCAGUGUUCUUUAUUUUUACUCCUUUCUACAUUUCUACAUUGUAGAAUAAUAGUCAAGAUAUCAAAACUAUGAAAUAACACACAUGGAAUCAAGUUGCAACCAAAAAGUGUUAAACCAAUCAAAAUACAAAGUACAAGAACUUCACAAGACCCUCACCGUAUGUCCUCCAUCAAAGUCUCCAAAAUAAUUGAAGGGCGUGUCUUGUUCAUGAAAAACUGUUGUAGAAUAUCAACAUUUUCUCUGCCUACUCAGAACCUGAAUAACUACUGCAGUCAAAUCGGUGACGACAGGCCUAAAUCCUUUUCCAAUUUAGCCCAAACUCCAAAAUGCUUGUGACUGCCGCUUGGUGAGUCCCUCAGUCUCCUCUCGUUGCACUGCACAGACAGGAAUGGUAUUGAUGGUGUUUUAUAUCCAUUUAGCCAUCAAAUAAGUAUUUGUUAGAAGAAUUGUCCUUGUCGUCCUGACUUGUUUUUUGUUCUCUCUAGGAGUGGCCUGUGUAAACUGUGGAAUGUUCGACUGCACCCUUAUCUGUACUCUUCGGGGCCAGAACACCUACGUGGGGGCCAUCUGUUUCCAUCCUCAGGCCACAACACCUACGUGGGGGCCAUCUGUUUCCAUCCUCAGGCCACAACACCUACGUGGGGGCCAUCUGUUUCCAUCCUCAGGCCACAACACCUACGUGGGGGCCAUCUGUUUCCAUCCUCAGGCCACAACACCUACGUGGGGGCCAUCUGUUUCCAUCCUCAGGCCACAACACCUACGUGGGGGCCAUCUGUUUCCCUCCUCAGGCCACAACACCUACGUGGGGGCCAUCUGUUUCCCUCCUCAGGCCACAACACCUACGUGGGGCCAUCUGUUUCCCUCCUCAGGCCACAACACCUACGUGGGGGCCAUCUGUUUCCCUCCUCAGGCCACAACACCUACGUGGGGGCCAUCUGUUUCCCUCCUCAGGCCACAACACCUACGUGGGGGCCAUCUGUUUCCCUCCUCAGGCCACAACACCUACGUGGGGGCCAUCUGUUUCCCUCCUCAGGCCACAACACCUACGUGGGGGCCAUCUGUUUCCCUCCUCAGGCCACAACACCUACGUGGGGGCCAUCUGUUUCCCUCCUCAGGCCACAACACCUACGUGGGGGCCAUCUGUUUCCCUCCUCAGGCCACACUGACUACGGAGGACUCUGAUGUUAACAUAGCCUCCUGUGCUGCCAAUGGCACCGUCAAACUCUGGAGUCAGUACAGGUCUGCUCUGGUUGAUAUGUACUGUGUGUCUUUCUCUGUCUCUCAAAUGAGGGAAACUACCUCAAGUUUGAUCAAAUAUGAUUCAGGAGGAGAGGGGUUGAGAAAAGCAGUGUUUUUUUAUGUUCACAGUUAUCAUAAACAGUAGCAAACUGUAAGCUGGCGAAAUGAAUGGUGGCGAUUUAAAGGCAUGUUGUGUUGUAACCAUGGUAACCCAUCUCUCUUUGUAGUGAUGAGCCUGUCGCUGACAUCGAGGGCCACUCCCGAGGGUAGCACGAGUAGCCUGGCACCCCUGUGGACGCUUCCUGGGCACCACCUGCUGGGCCCAGGAGGACAUCCUGCACCAGGAGGGACACAGUAAAGGAGUCCACGACCUGCACUUCCACCCUGACGACUCUGUGGUAGGCACUGGCCAAUGACAGUCACUUCCUCCUGACCGGGGCCUGUGACAACACAGCCAAGGUGUGGACCCACCAGGGCGGGCCACGAGGGCAAGGUGAUGGGUGUGGACAUGUCCCCUGACGGUCAACUCAUCGCCACCUGCUCCUACGACCUGCACCUUCAAACUCUGGAUGUCAGAGUGAGCAGGGGAGGGAGUAUCACCCAUAGAAAGAGAAUGGCAUUCUAUGGUAAUACCGAACUGUCAUCCCAUACAAAUAGAAGAUCAUAAAAUAUUAGCAUUUUCACGAUUGAUGGAUGAGUCUUUGAACAUCCUAAAUAUUCUGAAUUGUACACUUGUCUGAUUUACAUUUAGUAGAUGGUUAAAUUAUUAUUGAACAACAACGUUAGUCUCUUGAUGUCUACAACUUUGAAGCUGUCCUUUCUCCCAGAUAAUUUGUUCAAUAAUAUGUUUUAGGUGAUUUGUAAACAUGAGUCAGUUGGUGUAAGAAGUUAAUCCUUUCGUCUAGUUUUUAAUAAAAACAAUA
Molecule: messenger RNA, 2387 nt
Organism: Oncorhynchus masou masou (cherry salmon)
Lineage: Eukaryota; Metazoa; Chordata; Actinopteri; Salmoniformes; Salmonidae
Exons: 4
Coding region: 734-1609 (291 amino acids)
Molecular function (GO): protein binding
Source: RefSeq, a predicted model, not a curated record